Molecule: messenger RNA, 2287 nt
Organism: Brassica oleracea var. oleracea
Lineage: Eukaryota; Viridiplantae; Streptophyta; Magnoliopsida; Brassicales; Brassicaceae
Product: signal recognition particle receptor subunit alpha-like
Exons: 8
Coding region: 142-2028 (628 amino acids)
Biological process (GO): SRP-dependent cotranslational protein targeting to membrane
Cellular component (GO): endoplasmic reticulum membrane; signal recognition particle receptor complex
Molecular function (GO): ATP hydrolysis activity; signal recognition particle binding; GTPase activity
Source: RefSeq, a predicted model, not a curated record
UCAAUUUCGAAUCGAAUCACGAGAUCUGCCUCCUCGGAUUCAGUAAACAAUUAUUCGUAGAUCGUAGGCUCCUCGAUGAACGCUUUCUUUUUAGGAUCCGUUCUCUGCGUUUCCUGAUCCGGCACGAAUUGAAGAUCGAAGAUGUUAGAACAGCUUCUGAUCUUCACGCGAGGAGGAUUAAUCCUCUGGACAUGCAAGGAGCUCGGGAAAGCUCUCAAAGGCUCACCAAUCGACACUCUGAUCCGCUCCUGCCUCCUCGAGGAGCGAUCUGGUGAAGUCUCCUUCAACUACGAAGCCUACACUCUCAAGUGGACCUUCCACAACGAUCUUGGACUCGUCUUCGUCGCUGUUUAUCAGCGGAUCCUCCACUUGCUCUACGUGGACGACUUGCUCUCCAUGGUGAAGGAAAGCUUCUCUGAGAUUUAUGAUCCUAAGCGGAUGAGUUACGAUGAUUUUGAUGAGACGUUUAGGCAGCUUAGGAUGGAGGCUGAGGCUAGGGGGGAGGAGUUGAGGAAGGUGAAGCAAGUUGGGAAGGUUGUGAGCAGUGUUAAGAAGCAAGGGCAGGUGUCAAAAUCUGGUCUUGAUGGGGGAAACAAAAGUGGUGGUGGAGGAUCGAAGAAGGAUGUUGGAGAUGGGGAUAAGGAUAAAGAUAAAGUCGGGAGCUUUAUGACUAAUGGUAAUCAUAAGAUGGAAGAUGAUGAUUCUGACAAGACUAACGGGAAAGAAAACACGGCUGAUAAUGUUGUACUUGAUCCGAGUAAGCUUAUGAAGCUGAGGAGUAAAGGUGUAAGAGGUAGAGGUGGUGUAAGGAAGACUGACAGUAUAGGUAAUAAAAGUUCCAAGGUUGCUGCUGCGGAACCGCCGAAGAAGGCGACGAAGAAGAAUAGGGUUUGGGAUGAUGCGGCUCCUAAGCAAGUGAAGCUGGACUUUACUGAUUCCGUUGGUGAGAAUGGGAAUGGGAACCAUGAUCAUGUAGAUAUUGCGGCUGCUGACCAAGGAGAAAGUAUGAUGGAUAAGGAAGAGGUUUUUAGCAGUGAUGAUGAAAGUGAAGAUGAUGAUGACGAAGCAAGGAGUGAUGAGAAGAAGCCUGAGGCUAAGAAGAAGGGAUGGUUUUCUUCUGUUUUCCAGAGUAUUACUGGGAAGGCUAAUCUUGAAAGGACAGACCUUGAACCGGCCUUGAAAGCUCUGAAGGAACGGCUCAUGACCAAAAAUGUGGCUGAAGAGAUAGCUGAGAAGCUUUGCGAAUCAGUGGAAGCAAGUCUUGAAGGAAAGAAGCUGGCAUCGUUCACGAGGAUCUCUUCAACCGUUCAGGGAGCGAUGGAGGAUGCUCUGAUUCGCAUAUUGACUCCGAGACGCUCCAUUGAUAUAAUGAGAGACGUUCAUGCUGCCAAAGAACAGAGGAGGCCUUAUGUGGUCGUGUUUGUUGGAGUCAACGGAGUUGGCAAAUCCACCAAUCUGGCCAAAGUGGCGUAUUGGCUUCAGCAGCAUAAGGUCAGUGUAAUGAUGGCUGCUUGUGACACAUUCCGUUCUGGAGCUGUUGAGCAGUUGAGAACUCAUGCUCGUAGGUUACAGAUACCAAUAUUUGAGAAGGGUUAUGAGAAGGAUCCAGCAGUAGUUGCUAAGGAAGCCAUACAGGAAGCAACUCGGAAUGGAUCCGAUGUUGUUCUUGUUGACACAGCUGGUCGGAUGCAGGAUAAUGAACCUUUGAUGAGAGCUCUCUCUAAGCUCAUUAACCUCAAUAAGCCAGACUUGGUCUUGUUUGUCGGUGAAGCUCUUGUUGGAAAUGAUGCUGUUGAUCAGCUCUCAAAGUUUAAUCAGAAACUCUCUGAUCUCUCCAAUUCUGGGACCACGAGAUUGAUUGAUGGAAUCUUACUGACAAAGUUCGAUACCAUUGACGAUAAGGUUGGGGCAGCAUUAUCUAUGGUUUACAUAUCGGGAGCACCGGUUAUGUUCGUGGGUUGUGGCCAGUCUUACACUGACCUGAAGAAGCUCAAUGUCAAGGCCAUAGUCAAGACACUUCUCAAAUGAUCUUCUCAUAAACAUCAUCAUCACUAUCUUCAUCACUACCAUCAUCAAUCAAUGUCUUAUCCAUCAUACUUUGUCUUGAGUUCUUGUUUUUUUUUUCUUUUUGACUUGGAGACUAUUUCUCUUUGGCUGUGUUGUUGCUUCCUUAAAACUCCAAAAGACUAUUUCGUUGGAGUCGCUACUAUCCCAGCCCAUGUCUUUGUAUGAUGCAACUUUUGUAUUGAACUAAGUGUUCUUUCUUUUUUUUCUCCUGUUUUUAUCA